This is a messenger RNA of Ixodes scapularis (black-legged tick), 1773 nucleotides long. RefSeq names its product methyltransferase-like protein 22. Gene Ontology annotation, molecular function: protein methyltransferase activity. The transcript has 8 exons. Gene Ontology annotation, cellular component: nucleus. The coding region runs from base 335 to 1303 and encodes 322 amino acids. The record is from RefSeq and is a predicted model, not a curated record. NCBI's taxonomy places the organism in Eukaryota, Metazoa, Arthropoda, Arachnida, Ixodida, Ixodidae. Gene Ontology annotation, biological process: protein methylation.
GAGGGUAAUCUCCGUGUCACUCUCUGCACGCGUUGUUCGUUUGGUUUGUGUCUGUUUGAUGGAAUCGACGAAACUAGGAAGCUCACGGAGCAGUCCAGUUAAUUAAAUAUUGUCCCCCAACGCGUCCAAAGUCGGACUUUUUUACGCAGCUACGAAUAUUCGUGAAAUCCACAGAGGUAUCGCACAUAUCGCAGACUCAGUUGAAGACCUAAGUCACAUAGGAAGCCAACAGAAGCCAGAAUUGGGGCCACUCAAUCGCGAAGUGUUUUGGUUUGAUGUGGUCAGUGACCUUGCCGUGCCGAAUAAUCAAAUUUCGCUGAAUAACGGAUCGGCGAUGCAAGACGGCGAGGUGGUAGUGUCCGAAGUCCACGUCGACUCUGACAAUAUGCUGAUGCCUGACGACCCGCUGCUACGUCUUGUUCCGGCGACGCUGCGAAAACGUCUCCAAGUGGGGCGCUCGCGGCUGCUGGUGGACUGGUUCGCCUUUGGUAAAGACGUCGAAGAAGAGUGCGGCGGGGAUCUUGCCUUGGACGACGACGGAGACCUCGCGGUAUCCAGACCGAGGCGCCGCGUCACCCUGCAGAUAGACCACUUCCUGUCGAGCACGCUGGAAGGCGUCGGACUUCAGGUGUGGAAGGCGUCGCUUCUCCUGUCGGACUUCCUGCUGGACUGUGGGUUUGAAGUGCUCGGCGGGCGUGGCUGCCUGGAGCUGGGCUGCGGUGCCGGACUGUGCGGGCUUGUGGCUGCAGCCUUUGCGGACUGGGUCUACUGCACUGACGCACGAGACGAAGUGCUCGCGCUGUGCCAGCGCAACCUGAACAGCAACGAGGCAUUCUACGACGCGCUGGGGGCAGAUGACCAGCAACCACAAGCGCUUGUUCGCCGCCUCGACUGGGCGCACGGACCCCCCCUCAAAGGCGAGCCCCCGGUGGGACCCUGGGACUGGACCUCUCAGGACCUCGACAACCUGAGCCACAUCCGAGUGUUCCUGGCAGCAGACGUGGUGUACGACGACUCCCUGACGGACCACCUGUUCGACCUCCUGUGCCGCCUGGCAACCCACGAGGACCAGCUGGUCUACCUUGCCCAGGAGAGGAGGGUCAACUUCAGCCUGUCCCUUUUGGAGGUGGCCAGUCCGGCGCACACGCACCUCUGCCAUUGGUUGGAGCGACUGAGGGGCAUUGGUUGGCGGGUGGACCGGUUGGACACGAGCUUCCCGCAGCGCCUCCACCCCUACUCCAGGGACGACUACCUGGAGCUCUGGCAGCUACAACCCCCCAGCACCAGUGUGAUGCCGGCGUGACAUAGAUUCCUGGCCGACGUUCGAUCGAGAUCGCCCUUAAAAAGGUUGGCUCAACACGACCCGUUAGCCAGUGUGCGUGACACAGGCUGACGUGGGACAAAGCCAACCUGCAGAAGCCUUGCUGGACCAAGGCAGGACAAAGACAAACUUGGUUCGGCACAGAUCGCCGUCGGGGAUACCAGCGUUAUGCCAGCACGACACCGACUGUCGGCGGACCAUUGAUCGAGAUCGCCUCCGAAAGGUCAGCUCGAUGCGACCUAUUGGCCAGCGGUCGAGGUGCAGACCGCUAUGGCCUAAAGACAACCUGCAGAAGCCUCUCAGGGGUGAGGCGACACAAAGAUGAAUUUGGUUCGGCAGAGUUCACUAGCAAGGACCACCAUGCGACGAAGACUACCUUCAUGGACCGGGCUUCGCACCAACAUGAAGCGUGCGGGAACGGCGCAAGCCAUUAAAGAGCACUUUGGCCAAGU